Messenger RNA from Spirometra erinaceieuropaei, 498 nucleotides. The record is from the annotation of a GenBank genome assembly. Lineage: Eukaryota; Metazoa; Platyhelminthes; Cestoda; Diphyllobothriidea; Diphyllobothriidae.
AUGUGCCAAAGAUUGUCUGAGGCAGACCGCACAACAACACCAACUGCUUUUGCUAUUACUAAUAUAACUGCUGCUGCCGCUACUACUACUACUACUACUACUACUACAACCACUACUACUGCUACUACUAGUACUGCUGCUGUUACUACUAUUGCUGCUGUGGCUAUUACUACUACUACUGCUGCUACUGUUACUACUGCCAUCAACACUGCUGCUACUGCUGCUACUACAGCUACUGCUACCACUACUACUACUACUACGGCUACUGCUACUACUACUACUAUUACAACUAUUACUACUACCACUACUACUAUUGCUGCUGCUGCUGCUACUACUACUAUUACUACGACACCGACGGCUGCUAUCAAUGUUGCUGCCGUCGCCGUCACUGCCCCUGGUACCGCAACUGUUGCCGCUAUUACUACUUUCGCUUCUGCCAACACUAUUGUUAAUACUAUAACGACAACAGUUAAUUUCACAGUGGAACAGGGCAUAUGA